CUCGCCUGUCCGACUCCGAUAGACUUUCGGAAGUGGCGUUCCUGCCUCCUAAGCAACAUUGGUACUUUCAGCGAACCCGUGAUGAGGCGCUACGUGGAGGGUCUUUCGGAGCACCCUGGCUCAAUGCGACGCAAAUCUAGCCGCAAGUUCUCCGCUGCGGACGCUACUACGGCGGAUAUUAGCGACGUUACUUACAGUCUUGAAGCCUACUCUAUGAGUACUGCGCUACGCCGACUGGAGUCUACUUUCGGAUCCAUAGGCUGCCUCGCCUCUAGCCUCCUUGUUGAUAACCCAAACCGAAGCCACUACAACAUUGGACGGGCGGACCAUGGAAUGGACUUGGAUGCUGCGCACGAAUUACAGGAAGAACUCUUCUUGGCAGCACCACCAAGUGCAGCUCGUCGUCUUAUUCGACCCUUGGUGGAGGUGAUUUCGCGCCCGCGACACAAUUUCCCCGACUUGGAGUGUCUGCGCGCCUUCGUCUUUCUCGCCGUCUCUCCACUCCUUGAGACACCACGAACAGAUGAGAUGCUGGUGACAAUUGAUACAACCCUCCCUCCACCGCCUGUCACCUUCCAGAAUGAUGAGCCUGUCAAUUGGUAUCCCACUGUACUAGCCGGCUAUGCGGCAGGCUUCGUUUUGGCUAGCUUUUGUCGCGCUGUUUGUCGAUUGGAAGGUGUACCGUCCUCUGUUUUGGGUAAGGUGCACUUCCAUUUUGACGUACACAUUCCAAUGGUGAUUGGUUUUGCAUUCGACUGA
Molecule: messenger RNA, 759 nt
Organism: Hydatigera taeniaeformis
Lineage: Eukaryota; Metazoa; Platyhelminthes; Cestoda; Cyclophyllidea; Taeniidae
Source: the annotation of a GenBank genome assembly